This is a messenger RNA of Magallana angulata, 5208 nucleotides long. RefSeq lists its product as uncharacterized. Gene Ontology annotation, biological process: protein targeting to membrane; peptidyl-L-cysteine S-palmitoylation. Lineage: Eukaryota; Metazoa; Mollusca; Bivalvia; Ostreida; Ostreidae. Gene Ontology annotation, molecular function: protein-cysteine S-palmitoyltransferase activity. Bases 155 to 1921 code for a protein of 588 amino acids. The transcript is spliced from 13 exons. Gene Ontology annotation, cellular component: endoplasmic reticulum; Golgi apparatus. The record is from RefSeq and is a predicted model, not a curated record.
AUAGUUGAUACUGUCACCUUGGAACCAAAAUGGCCGGCAUAUACUAUUUUCAAAAAUUAUAAUGUAAAACCACAUAAAUUACUUUUGACUUAAUGGGUCGCUUCAUCAAUUAAACAGAAUGUGAAGUGACAAAUUUGAAGGAAAUCUUUCAAACAUGUCCAGAGAAUUGUUUCGAACGCAAUAUCGACAAAUCAGCCGAAAGAAUGGUUGGACAUGCCCACCUCACCCUCUGCAGGGCGUUGCAUGGUUCUUUAUUCUAUACUUCUCUUUCAUCAACUUCACAACAUUGGUUCCUCACUUACAUUCAGAUGUACAGAUCCCAGCGUAUAUUAUCACUGCUCUUGCACUGAUAUCACAUGUUUUCACACACAUUGUGGCCAGCACCAUCAACCCAGCUGAUCCUGCUGUGCUGAAAGGAAACCCAAAACGGAAGCCAUUUGACAGAAGAAAACAUCCUCAUGUUAUAGAUGACAACUUGCACUGCUAUAUCUGUGAGACAGAUGUGGCUUCAAAAUCAAAGCACUGUAGUGCUUGUAAUAAGUGUGUGAUGGAGUUUGAUCAUCACUGUAAAUGGCUGAAUAAUUGUGUUGGUGGCAAAAACUAUAGGUGGUUUCUGGCGGUGCUUGUGACAGGAAUGCUCGGUGUGUUAUCGGUUCUCCUCUUGGCAUUAGUGGAGUUUGUGGCUUACUACAGUGAUCAAACCAAUGGAGAAAUAUUAAAACCAUACAAUGAUUUCAUAGCAAAUAUGACAGAUACUUCAGAGUUUAAGAUCUGCUAUGCGGUGGUUCCAGACGAAGGCUUUCUUGGCCUUGUGGGGGUGACAGCCAUCUUCUUACUCUUGUCGCUAGGGCUCUUAAUACAUCUGUUUGCCUUCCAUUGCUACCUAAUGUAUAACCAGAUGACAACAUAUGAGUACAUAGUUCAACAACGUGACAGGGAAGAGAAUGAUUAUGGCACAGAUGUUCCUCCAAGCAGUCAAAGAGAAAAGAAAAAGUCGAAAACAAAGAACAGAAUUGAGCCAAGCAAUGCAAGAGAAGGAAAAGACAAAAUUAGGUCAUCAUCAUCUGAUAUGAAUGACAACAGUGGACUACAGUAUCAGAAAAUGCUAGAGGAGGCAGAGCGACAGAGAACAGACGGGGAGACUCCCCCUCCUCUGACCUCCCCCAUACACAACAACAACAUUGUUUUUGACAAGUACAGUAGAGUUGAUGAUAGCGAUGGUAGCAACACAGUAAAGAAAUUGAGGAGAAAAAAGAGGAAAAGUCUCCGAGCUCACAUGAGCCAGGGUGGAGAUGGAGAUUUUCAGGAUACAGACAAUAAGAUAGCCACCAUAGACAAUCCUUCUCUUUACUACUCUAAGUCAGUGAAUGCACCAUUGGAUGGUUCAUUAAGGAAACAAUCCCAAAGAAUGAUGCCUAGUGUUCAUGAAAAUAAAAGUUAUCAUUCUGACACAGAUGAUUCCCAAAAUGAGGCUCCAUCAAAGAAUGUAAUUAAGGGAGGUAACACUCAAGACACUAGCCCUGAUUCUGGGAUUAAUUCACAAGACUCUAUUCGCAAAAGUAAACGGUUAAGGCGGAAAAAACCACGGAAACCCAGGCAAAUGGAUGUGGAAGAAGAAAAUGAAGACUUAAACUCCACCACUAUUUUUACAGUGAAUGGAACAGCCAAAUUUAAUAGAGAUGGAAGUUUAAAUUAUGGUGAUGGUUUUAGAGAACUGCCAUUAACACCUGUCCAACUAAGGAAAAAUAAAAAUCUUGGUGAGAAUCGACCAUCAGAAGUGCCAAAAUUAGACUUAGGGGCUCUAAGGGGGAGUCAUGAGAGUAUUUCGUAUCAGCCGGUCAGUUCUCUGAGGUCGUCUGAUACGUAUAGAGCGGUGCUAGGGGGUAUACCCGAGAGAUCAUCCUAUGAUACUGAGGUCUAGUCAAUCAAUACAGAGUUAUAAUAAUUAUUGUACUAAUUUUAAUUUAUUUUGUUAUUCACUUAAUCAACUACUUAGUGUAGUUACUCUAUUCUCUGCUGCACAGGGAAAUUAAAAGACUCAAAUCAGAUUAAUAUCUAUAAAAUUUCAUAUGAAUGAAUUGUGAUAUUUAAAAAUCACAAAAGAUCUACUGUUUCCUUUGUAUGUAAUUACAUGUAGAUGUAAAUUUGGGAGUUUUUAUACGUAUUUGGGAGUAUCUAUUAUGUAUAUCAACAAAGAAACGUAAAGGAAAUUUUUGUCCAUAUUGUGAAGCAAUUGCAAUUUUAGCCUCUAGGUUCCAUCUCCUUUUUUAGUAUUGCUGCAUUGUUUCUGUUUGUGUAUUGAUAGAUUUCAGUUAUUUCGAGUUAUUUGCUUUUGGCUCCCAUGUUGGACCUCUAGGUCAUCAACACCCUAUAAGAGUCUCCCAUUUUAUGUGGAACCAAAUUUUUCCGGUCAUAGUAGGCACUGAAUUGAUAAGGCGUACACACACGCCAUAUUCUACUCACUAUAUACUGUAGUGUACACACAGUCAUAUAUAUGUGUGGAAGCUUUUUCGUUACUUUACAGUUUUGAUUUUUCUUUGCCUGACAUCCAUGGCCAUCAUGUUAAAAUUUGGUUUAUAGUCAAACUUUAAUCAUGAUGUUUGACCACCAACACAACAUUAAAGGAGAGUAUUUUAACUCUUCCUUAAAAAGAUAUCUGAAUUUAGGUGUAUGUAGGAAAGACAUUCAUCUGUUUAUUACUGCUUUUAAAGUGGUCCAACUGUGAUAUCUUAAGUGUUUUAAUUGCAUAGCAAUCCAGAUUAUAGAAUUCCUUGAUACAUUAUGAAUUUAAGAAGAAGAAAAAAAAAUUGCUUAAAUGAUGGAGACCAAUCAAAUCAUUUGCUUAUGUAGGUUUGACAUACUUAUAAGUUACCAUCAAUUACAUAUCUAUACCAGUAAUUUUUCUGAGAGCUUUUUAACUUUGUUUAACGUCUCUGUAUUCUUUUAUAUCGUUGUGCUUAUUUUAUUUCCGUCCAGAAUAUUGUUUUUAUUUAGAUAUUUCUUUUUGUUAUUUUGAAAUUUAUACACAAGAAUAUGUACAAUCAUUCCAUGAAUAGUGACAAUGACCAGUAUCACAUAUCUUGAGGGUCCAAUGUUUGUUUUAUUUGACUCUUCUCCAUUCCAUUUUGGGGCAUGGGAGUACUCAGUUCUAGCUAGUACGUGUAUGUUUUAAUUGUGAAAUAUUUGAGAUAUUUAUACCCCCGCUCCGAAGGAGAGGGGGUAUACUGUUUUACCCUUGUGUGUCUGUCUGUCUGUCCGUCCGUCCGUCCGUCUGUCUGUCUGUCUGUCCGUCUGUCUGUCCGUCCGUAACAAAAAUUUCUGUCGCAUUUAUCUCAGCAACUAUUUAUCGCAGAUGCUUGAAAUUUUAACACAGUGUUUGUUUAGGCAUGCCAUAUCGUGGAAUAUAUUUUUGUACCAAUCGGACGUCAACUUCCUGUUAAAUGACGACUUUGCUUAUUUUUUAACCAAAAUUUUCAAACAAAUUUUCGUCAAAGAUUUCUCAGCAACUGUUCAUCGCAGAUGCUUGAAAUUUUUACACAGUAUUUGUAUAGGCAUGCCAUAUCGUGGGAUAUAUUUUUGUACCAAUCAGACGUCAACUUCCUGUUAAAUGACGACUUUGUUUAUUUUUUGCCAAAAUUUUCAAACAAAUUUCCGUCAAAGAAUUCUCAGCAACUAUUUAUCGCAGAUGCUUGAAAUUUUAACACACUAUUUGUAUAGGCAUGCCAUAUCGUGGGAUAUAUUUUUGUAUCAAUCGGACGUCAACUUCCUGUUAAAUGACAACUUUGCUUAUUUUUUAACCAAAUUUUCAAACAAAUUUUCGUCAAAGAUUUCUCAGCAACUAUUUAUCGCAGUUGCUUGAAAUUUUAACACAGUGUUUGUUAAGGCAUGCCAUUUCGUGGGAUAUAUUUUUGUACCAAUCGGACGUCAACUUAUUGUUAAAUGACGACUUUGCUUAUUUUUUAACCAAAAUUUUCAAACAAAUUUUCGUCAAAGAUUUCUCAGCAGCUUUUUAUCGCAGAUGCUUGAAAUUUUAACACACUAUUUGUUUUGGCAUGCCAUAUUGUGGGAUAUAUUUUUGUAUCAAUCGGACGUCAACUUUCUGUUAAAUAAUGACUGUUUAUUUUUUGCCAAAAUUUUCAAACAAAUUUUCGUCAAAGAUUUCUCAGCAGCUAUUUAUCGGAGAUGCUUUAAAUUUUAACACAGUAUUUUUUAAGGCAUGCCAUAUCGUGGGAUAUAUUUUUGUACCAUCUUCCUGUUAAAUGAGUACUUUGUUUAUUUUAGCCAAAAUUUUCAAACAAAUUUUCCUCAAAGAUUUCUCAGCAGCUAUUUAUCGCAGAUGCUUGAAAUUUUAACACACUAUUUGUUUAAGCAUGUCAUAUUGUGGGAUAUAUUUCUGUACCAAUCGGAUGCCAGCUUUCUGUUAAAUGUCGACUUUGCUUAUUUUGCAUAUUCACAUCAGAGCGGGGGUAUCACUAGUGAGCAUUGGCUCACAGAUGUCUUGUUGUUUUUAAAUAAUUUAUUUUUCCUGUUUCAAUGAUGAGCUCAGGUUGUGAAUGGUGGGAAAUUAUGAUAUUGCAAGUUAAUUACUUGAUUAUUUUGGUUUUGAUACAAGAAACUGUUUUAUACAUAUGUUUAUCUUGUUCUGUGAUCCAGUGUGCAAGCUUGAUUUGACUAUUGUUGUUCUUGCUGUUAGAUUUCAGUCAAAUACUGUUGGUAUUGUAAUAUUUGCCCAUGUAUUGUGAGAUGGAUCAUUACUUGAUUAACCUGUCUUAUUUUUGGUAUUUCUGCAAAGUCCCUACCCAAUUUAUGUACUAGAUACUCAGACUUUGUCUUAAUUAAUGUGUCAAUUGUUCUAAUUAAGAAUUCAUGUAUGUUUUGCACAGAUUCUGCAUUACUCAUCAGAAAAAUUAACGAAGACUUCCUUGAGUUAUAAAUAUCAAUGUCAGGUUUCAAGAUUAGACCAGGGGCUUUAAAGCUGCAAAAGUUGCAGAUAUUAAUUUCAACUACCUGUAAACAAAGUUCCUUUAAGCAUGUUAUUUGGUAAAAGAGGGAGGUGUAAAUCUUAAAAUUCAUUUUGAAAUAUGUGUUUGUAAUUCAAUGUAUGGUACAAGUAUAUGUAUGUGUUCACUAUGAAAAAAAAACCUUUUCUCUCUUUUAUUUAGACCCUCAAAGAAUCUAAAACUCAUUUGAUCAUUUUCACCAAUGAAU